Messenger RNA from Punctularia strigosozonata HHB-11173 SS5, 618 nucleotides. Its product is annotated as DUF962-domain-containing protein. Bases 1 to 618 code for a protein of 205 amino acids. NCBI's taxonomy places the organism in Eukaryota, Fungi, Basidiomycota, Agaricomycetes, Corticiales, Punctulariaceae. The record is from RefSeq and is a predicted model, not a curated record. Gene Ontology annotation, cellular component: endoplasmic reticulum. Gene Ontology annotation, biological process: sphingoid catabolic process. The transcript is spliced from 5 exons.
AUGGCUGUUGGUCUGUUCGACGUUCGAAAGCAGUUGACCUUCUAUGGCGCUUACCACUCGAAUCACACCAAUGUGUUGAUUCAUAUGUGCUGUGUGCCUGUAUUGCUAUGGACCUUCCAGGCUAUGAUCACUCGCAUUCCGACCCCGUCGUGGAUGCCUCGAGGGUACACGCCCAUCAAUGACUACAUGGCUGUGGAGAUGAACUGGACGACUACGUUCACCGUCCUCUACCUGCUGUAUUACUACAUCCUCGAGCCGACGGCUGCCCUCAUCUACACGCCGCAACUCGUCCUGUCAUGGCUCACGGCGACCUCAUUCGCCCACCGAAACGACAUCGACAACUUGACGAUCGCCGGUAUUAUCAACGGCGUCUGCUGGAUCGCUCAAUUCAUAGGGCACGGCAAGUUCGAGCAUCGCGCCCCUGCCCUUCUGGAUAACAUCGUCGGCGCCCUCGUACUCGCUCCUUUCUUCGUGCAUCUCGAGCUUCUAUUUUCCCUUGGGUGGCGCAAGGAUUUCCACAAGGAGCUGAACAACGAGAUUGGCAAGGAGAUCACUCGCAUCCGUAAGGCGGAAGGUGACAAGAAGCGGGCUAAGGAGGCUGCGAAGAAGGAACUCUGA